Messenger RNA from Liolophura sinensis, 547 nucleotides. Its product is annotated as putative ATP synthase subunit f, mitochondrial. The record is from RefSeq and is a predicted model, not a curated record. Lineage: Eukaryota; Metazoa; Mollusca; Polyplacophora; Chitonida; Chitonidae. Gene Ontology annotation, biological process: proton motive force-driven mitochondrial ATP synthesis. The transcript has 4 exons. Gene Ontology annotation, cellular component: proton-transporting ATP synthase complex. Gene Ontology annotation, molecular function: proton-transporting ATP synthase activity, rotational mechanism. The coding region runs from base 51 to 374 and encodes 107 amino acids.
UACAAUGUGACUCGCCACGGCCAUUUCAUAUAUUUGUGGUUGGUAUCACGAUGGGCAUCGGGGAAUAUCCUCCAGAGUUUAAUCCCAAGAUCCAUGGGCCUUAUAACCCAGCACGAUAUUAUGGAAAACCGGAUGCUUCCCUAGGAGAGGUGAAGGUGGGUGAAUUAGGGUCCUGGCUUGCUCGUAGGAACUGGACCCCAGCAGGAAUGGCCGGCGGUAUAAGUCGAGCUUACUGGAGAUGGGCACAGAAAUGGUUGCUAGUGAAGAGAGGAAGUAUGGCUCCGAUUGCCCAGUCCAUUGUGGGCUUAUCUGUAUUUUACUACUUCCUGCAGUAUAAAGCACACACUAACCACCGUCACUUCAAGUACCAUUGAGGCUGGGGUAUUCUAGACCUGGGGCGUUAGACAUCUACGGCUUGCUCUUUACUCGGAUGAACAGUGACAUAGGAUACACAGAUUCCAAUUAUAAUUUGCUUUUUUGUGUGAAACAGUUUUCCUAUUAAAAUAUGUAUAUCACCAGUUAUUAAAAGCCCAAUGGUAUAGUUAAA